Pelmatolapia mariae (spotted tilapia) is the source of this 3415-nucleotide messenger RNA. Its product is annotated as abl interactor 1-like. Bases 105 to 1595 code for a protein of 496 amino acids. The record is from RefSeq and is a predicted model, not a curated record. Gene Ontology annotation, molecular function: SH3 domain binding; signaling adaptor activity. Lineage: Eukaryota; Metazoa; Chordata; Actinopteri; Cichliformes; Cichlidae. Gene Ontology annotation, cellular component: lamellipodium; SCAR complex; actin-based cell projection. Gene Ontology annotation, biological process: neuron migration. The transcript is spliced from 11 exons.
AAUGCCAGGCGGGGGAGCCCCUUUCUCAGCAACACAGCACAGCAUCACCGCCUCGCCUCGCUGAGAAAAAGGACAGGCAGGAGAGAAAUGCAAAGGGAUGUAAGAUGGCAGAGCUACAAAUGCUAUUAGAGGAGGAAAUCCCUGCCGGUAAAAGAGCGCUUGUGGAAAGCUACCAGAACCUGUCCCGGGUAGCGGAAUACUGUGAAAACAAUUAUGUUCAGGCUCAAGACAAGAAGAAGGCCCUGGAGGAGACCAAAGCCUACACCACUCAGUCUCUGGCCAGCGUGGCCUACCAGAUCAAUGCCUUAGCAAACAAUGUGCUGCAGCUGCUGGAUAUUCAAGCCUCGCAACUACGACGCAUGGAAUCGUCCAUCAACCACAUCUCCCAGACAGUGGACAUCCAUAAGGAGAAGGUGGCCCGCCGAGAAAUCGGCAUCCUGACCACAAACAAAAACACCUCUCGUACCCACAAGAUCAUCGCUCCGGGCAACAUGGAGCGGCCGGUGCGCUACAUUCGAAAGCCUAUCGACUACACGCUGCUGGAUGAUGUAGGACACGGCGUCAAGUGGCUUAAGGCCAAGCAACAUGGGAACAAUGCGGCGGGACGAGGGGGGACCCUUUCAAGGACCAACCCACCUUCACAGAAGCCUCCAAGCCCUCCCAUGGCUGGUCGUGGUACCCUUGGACGUAACACUCCCUACAAAACACUGGAGCCUGUGAAGCCCCCAGUGGUGCCAAAUGACUACAUGACGAGCCCGGCCCGACUCGGGAGCCAGCACAGCCCCGCGCGCACAGCGUCUCUCAAUCAGAGACCCAGGACACACAGUGGCAGCAGUGGUGGCAGUGGUGGGAGGGAGAACAGUGGAGGCAGUGGAGUCGGUGUCCCUCUAGCAGUUCCCACACCCUCUCCUCCCAGUAUGGGGCAAGUGGCCCCAUCGUCAGCCUCUGUGCCCCAGGGCCCCGGCUUGGGUCCCAUCCCCAUGUCCCAGUUUGGCACCAUCUCCCGUCAGAUCUCCCGUCACAACUCUUCCACCACCUCCUCAGCCUCCAUGGUGUCGGCCACUGGCACGUAUCGCCGCGCACCCUCCGUCUCCUCCCAGCAGCCCCAUCUUAACGGAGGCCCAACAUACCCUCAGAACCCAGUGUCUGUGGCUCCUCCGCCUCCUCCUCCUGUGGUCCAGCUGACCCCACAGAUCCCCCUGACCGGCUUCGUGGCCAGAAUGCAGGAGAGCAUAACAGACAGCCCAGCCCCACCUCCUCCACCUCCCCCAGAGGACAUUGGUGUCUUUGAAGAGCCAGCUCCCCCUCCUCCGCCUCCACCUGUAGACUAUGAGGAAGAGGAGGCCGCGGUGGUUCACUACAACGAUCCCUAUGCUGAUGGAGACCCCCAAUGGGCUCCCAAGAAUUACUUAGAGAAAGUUGUGGCCAUCUAUGACUACUCCAAGGACAAGGAGGACGAGCUGUCCUUCAUGGAAGGGGCCAUCAUCUACAUAAUCAAGAAGAAUGACGAUGGCUGGUUCGAAGGCGUCUGCAACGGCGUCACUGGACUCUUCCCUGGAAACUAUGUUGAGUCGAUCAUGCACUAUGCUGACUAAAGAAUACAAACAAAAAAACCCCACACGUGAUGGCGCUGCAGAGGUAAUCCGUGAAGAUGUACAGACGUAUGCGGCGCAGCGAUAGCAGUUCAUACAGUUUUGAAUGAAGUGCCAUGGUGAAUUAAUAAGUAGUUUUCUUCUUUUGUGGGGAGAGGAAAGGGUUUGAUCUGCCCUAUUAAAAAAAUAAAUACAUAAAUAAGAUGCCGCACAAAGUAGGAGGGUGUUGAAGCUUUGCAAGGCCUGUGUCUGGAAGUAAAGGCCUUUUUUUUCCACCACUGUCACAUGGUAGGGCUCAUCAAACAGCAACAUUUUGCCUCACGACAAAAUGACGUACAUCAAUAACAACUUCAGUGGAUACAGAGUAAAUCUAGAUGUAGUGUUGCUUUUUCUGAGUAUGCAGUAGAUCCAGAAAGUGACGCACUGCUACAGUUUUACCGAGACAGUGUAACCGCUUUAUGGUAAAGUGCUGCACACUUUUUCCUUCUCGUUUAUUUGUACUGUAGACCAUCAGACCAGCUCUUUAAUCCCUUUUGAAAAACAACGAUCUUACAUUAUCAGAGACCUGAAAAGGACAAACGAACGUCAUCAAGUGCAUUAGGACACAGCUGAAUGUGCCGUUGACGUCCAAAUCACACAAGGUGUUUAAAAAAUAUAUUAAGGAGGAUAAUGGCCAGAUGGAGCUGUGUAUUCAGUAUGCUCUCUGCUGUUAAAAAAAAAAGGGGUGGGGGUUGAAGUGAGUGUAUAGACUGAUCACAAAAAAAGAAAAGAGUUUCUUCUUUCUGAUGGAGUCUCUUUCUGUUCUCUAACUUGUAUAUAAACUGUAAUGUGAGAAGCUGCCAGUACAGUACAUUUGUCAGUGUGUUUCACCAGUGUUUCCAUCAGCGUCAGUGGGUGGGGGGAAGGGUGUGGUGCCAAGACUGGAUGUUUUGAGAAUUUUUUACUUUAGUUUUUACUUUAUUUUUACUUGAAAAUUAAUUUUAUUCAUCACCCACAGUGCCAUUUUAACUUGAUUCAGGCAAAGUGGUUGUGUACAGGCAUUUAUUUUUCUACGUUAGGUCACAACUAUAUCGUCUUGAUCGCCAUCACUGUAUUUGUCGAUGCUGUCCAGCUACUGUAGCAGAGCGCUCACGUGCUUGUUGCUUCGUGACGCGAAGCAGAGGAAGGACUAAGUCGUGUGGCUUUUUUGUUUUUUUCAUGUUGUUUCCAUUGUGCACUGAUUAGUUAGCGGUAACUGUGAUGACUUUUAUUUCCAUCAUGGCUUUUAUCACAAACACAAGCAUUGCCAUCUCCAAAGUAUCAACUAACCUUUAGGCUUUGUUUGUUCUUUCAGUGGUUGCUGGUGUGGUGCUUUACAUUGGUGCUUAAUAACCAUAAUCACCAACCCAAACAACCUCAAGUCCAAGACUCCUCCCACACAGAAAUGUAACAAAGGACUUUUAGUCUCGUUAUCGAUCGUUUUGAUUGUAAUCCUCGGCCACUUUUGUGUUUGUAGUGAAUGUAGGUGACUCGGCGAUGGUGAUGUGCUUCAGCUGAAGUCGCUUUAUGUCUUUUUGUCCGUUCUGUGCUACACACGAAUGACACCUGCUACCUGCAGUGAAGGAAGGAAUCUCAAUCUUUAGGUCUUAAAAGUUCCGAUUUGUCCUACAAAAUAAGAUGCCUGUUCUGGCGGAGUGAUUGUUGGUGCAAACUCGCUCUCAAAUAUCAUUCAAUAUAAUGCCUGUCUCAGAAUAUAUGUUUGUAACAAGUAAUAUGAACAUAAUCACGUGUACUUUAGAAUAAUAGGGGCAUUGAACUUUUAUUUUGAAAGGGAACAUUUUCAA